Molecule: messenger RNA, 1475 nt
Organism: Chaetomium fimeti
Lineage: Eukaryota; Fungi; Ascomycota; Sordariomycetes; Sordariales; Chaetomiaceae
Product: Alpha/Beta hydrolase protein
Exons: 2
Coding region: 1-1368 (455 amino acids)
Biological process (GO): lipid catabolic process
Molecular function (GO): triacylglycerol lipase activity
Source: RefSeq, a predicted model, not a curated record
AUGGCCCUAACCGGAAACGCUCAGCAGUCCAUAUGCGAUUCCGAAUGUCAAAAGGGCUGUGACGCGGCCUGCCAACAGGUUAUCCAGGCAAGCUUCGAAGCCGAGUCCAGGCUGUGGGUAAACGACAUCGUGAGUGACCCGUUCUACGCAACACCGGCCAACAUCUCAGGUGCCGUACCCGGAGAUAUCCUUCGCUGGGAGGACAUUCCCACCGGGCAGCUCACUGCCAACUGGACCAUUCCUGCUGGCCUGACCCUCUCCCGUUUCAUGUACGUGACGGAGGACGUCAACAACAAGUCCAUCCCGGCCACCGCCUGGGUCCUGCUCCCAUUUCACCACACACUGCAGACACCAGGCGAGGUGCGAAAGCUCCGCACCCUCGUCUGGACACACGGCACGGCGGGGCGCAGCCGCCUCUGUUCGACGACUAACAACAGGGGCCUGUACUACAACUGGCAGGCUCCUUUCACCCUCGCCGAGUCUGGCUACGCCGUUAUCGCCCCGGACUACGCCGGCCAAGGAUCUGAUAUCCCCCAAGGAUUCAUGUAUGAGGCCGGCUUCCUCCACGCCGCCGACGUGGCCUACUCGGUGAUCGCUGCCCGCAAAAACAUCGGCAGUAUCCUCAGCAACAAAUGGGCGGUCUUCGGCCAUAGCGAAGGGGGCAUGACGGCCUGGCGCACCAACGAGCGACUGGCCCUUCCGGGAGAAGAGAGGCUUCUCAAAGCCGGGCAAUUCAUCGGCGCCGCGGCAGCGGCCCCCGCCCUGCGCCCACAGCGCCUGAUCCCCCUUUCCUGGGAGCAAACCGGCACCGGCGGUGGACCCUUCUCAAUCUACUUCAUCCAGUCCCUCGCCAAGCUCUAUCCAGACCAAAUCAAGCUCGAGGACUACGUGGGCGAGGCCGUCUUGCAGCGGCUUGGGGUCCUAGACAAUUCCUGCUUCCAGACCGGCUACGCCGCCGUCGGCCCGCUUAGCCCCGACGUUACGUUUACCAACAAGAGCUGGGUAAAGCACCCGGCCACCGACGACUGGGCGGUGCGUUACAACGGCCAGGGCCCGCACCCGCUGGCCGCGCCCAUGCUGGUUGUGCAGGGGGUUGCCGACGUGAUCACUCCUGCUCAGCUGACCAUGGAAGACUUUAACCUCACGUGCAAGACGUAUCCAAAGAGUGUCGUGCAUACGAAGUUGUAUCCUGAUAUGGGUCAUGACCAAGUGCUGGAAGCGGGAAGGGCGGAUGUCGCGGAUUGGUUGGAGGCGAGGUUCCAGGGGAAGGUGUCAAAGAAGGGGUGUAUGAUGGAGGAGGUUAGGCCCUUGACGCGGAGGUACUCCCAGGGAACGCUUUUCUGGGAGGCGAAUGUUGUUGAGUUUUGAGUGCAUUACGGUGAAAUGGAGUUACCCGCACGAGCGUGCCAGACUGGACUAUGGGACACACACACACAAUUCAUCCGCCAAGGGGGCUUAACCGAAAAGGACAACUG